Messenger RNA from Pieris rapae (cabbage white), 5975 nucleotides. RefSeq names its product phosphatidylinositol 3,4,5-trisphosphate 3-phosphatase and dual-specificity protein phosphatase PTEN (gene Pten). The record is from RefSeq and is a predicted model, not a curated record. Gene Ontology annotation, biological process: regulation of phosphatidylinositol 3-kinase/protein kinase B signal transduction; phosphatidylinositol 3-kinase/protein kinase B signal transduction; phosphatidylinositol dephosphorylation. Lineage: Eukaryota; Metazoa; Arthropoda; Insecta; Lepidoptera; Pieridae. Gene Ontology annotation, molecular function: phosphatidylinositol-3,4,5-trisphosphate 3-phosphatase activity; protein tyrosine phosphatase activity. The coding region runs from base 585 to 1925 and encodes 446 amino acids. Gene Ontology annotation, cellular component: cell projection; plasma membrane; nucleus. The transcript is spliced from 10 exons.
AAAUAAUAAGUUUUAAAUUUGAUUUGCUUAAAUAAAUAAGCAUAAAUAUUAAUUGAGUAGUUACAAAUACCUGCGUUUGGCGUGACAUCUCUUGGAAGAAAUUGGAAACUAAAAUGAACAAAGAGAGCUAGCUAGCCACUGCUAGAAAUUAAGGUUGUGUUUUAUCUCUGUCGUACGAGCGUGAACGUGCAGAGAGCGAAUGAGAGGGCGUUCAGACUUUCAGCCAUCAAUUCAUAACCAUCUUUCUUUCUUGUGCAACUAUUUCUCGUCGGUCGAGGACUCGAGGUCUAGGAUCUAGCGCGAUCGCAGAAUGGACGCCAUUUGUGCGAGAUAAAUCGAGUCGAGCUGUAAUUCGCGUCAAUAGUGGGUGCGACGAGUGGCGGGCUGCGGGCGUGGAGUAGCCAAUACUUAUGCUAUAUGAGUGAGUGGUGCGUUGUGUCCUCGGUGUGGUGUGGAGUGUCCUGUGCUCGGAGUGGCAGUGAAGAGUGGAGAACGGCGGCGGGAGGCAUGGCGGGCGCGAGCUGAUCGGACGGGCGCAGUGUUCGCUCGCGCUCCGCCGGCCCCAUGCGAGCUGCGGACGUUUUAUGGGUGCAUGCCUGAGCUGCCGGCGCCGUGAGCGAAAGGCACCCGAAAAGCGUUGGGUGCCGGGCGCGGUCGGGCCUGCUAAGGGCGCGGCGGCUGAGCGUCUCCCCCGGCGCGCCUUGUUACGAGCCAUGGCCAACUCCAUUUCGAACAUCAAGAUGACGAACCCUCUGAAAAACAUGGUCAGCAAGCGCCGGAAACGAUAUAUGAAAGAUGGCUUCAAUUUGGACUUAGCUUAUAUAACAGACAGGCUGAUAGCCAUGGGUUUCCCAGCGGAGAAGUUGGAGGGCGUUUACCGGAAUCACAUUGAUGAGGUGUACAGGUUUCUGGAGCAGAUGCACAAGGACCACUACAAGAUUUAUAACCUCUGCAGCGAGAGGAAGUACGACUCCACGAAGUUUCAUGAUAGGGUGGAAAUAUACGCUUUUGAAGACCACACGCCGCCGAAUAUCGAGCUGAUCCAGCCGUUCUGCGAGUCGGUUCAUUCGUGGCUCAGUGCCGACACCAGAAAUGUGGCGGCAGUGCAUUGUAAAGCAGGAAAAGGCAGGACAGGAACAAUGGUAUGCUGUUACUUAUUGUACAGCGGGCAGAAGGCGACUGCAGAUGAAGCGUUGAAGUUCUAUGGCACUAAGAGGACUCACGACGAGAAAGGUGUGACGAUACCCUCUCAAAGGCGGUACGUGGAGUACUUCGCCUCGCUGGUUCGCUCGUCCCUCCACUAUACGGCCACUAAGGUGCACAUACGAGAAGUUGUGAUGUCACCGCCGCCUGCACUCUCCGCUGCCCACUGUACCUUGGAGAUCACUGUUGCGCAGGCGAAGUUGUCACUUAAGACGUGCCUGGGCAGUCACGAGACGCGACGCGGUGAGCGCUACGUGCGCGUGUGUCCACUCGCGUGCACGCCUCUGAGCGGCGACGUGCGCCUGGACGUAUACGCCAAGCAGAAGAUGAUGCGCAAGGAGAGGCUCUUCCACCUCUGGUUCAACACCUUCUUCGUCACCGCCUGCGUGGGCUCGCAGCCCGUGCCCUCGCCGCACGAUAGUCCGAACCUGGAGACCUUCAAGCUGACCUUAAAUAAAUGGGAGUUGGAUGACGCGCACAAGGACAAACAACACAAACUUUAUAGUGAGGACUUUAAGGUGGAGAUAAUAAUCCAGAAGCAACCAGAAACGUCAAAGUUUAGCGGUCACUGCGACAGAGCGCCUUCGCCCCAAUCCUCGACGGCUUCCUCGUGUUCGGAGCCCGACACAGAACCAGAUGCCCACUGGGACUCCGGCGCGGGUUGCGAACGCGUCGGUCGCUACCGCCCUCUGUCGCCGCUCUGCGCCGAAACCAACACGUGAAUCUACAUACUUGUGAUUGGCGAUUUUAACGACAUUGAUCCCUAACAAGGUGGCGUAGAGACAAAACUCCUAGUGAUCGAAAAACUUAGUGUUCUGUGUGUCUGUGUGUAGGUAUAGGCUUGUGCCAUCCCCUGGACUGAGCUAAUUUUAAGCAAUUUUUACAGAUUGAUUCUUAAUUUCGGGAUCAUAGACUGAGCCAGGCCUGACGUAUUACAGUGUCCACUGUAGAAUAUAGCUCGGUGACAGAUGUCAUAGAAUUUGCUCAAGUCUAUGUUUUAUGGAAUUUAGUGUUGCCGCUCUUUCUGGAUAAACGCGUGGCUCAGUUUAUAAUCUGUGUUAAUAAAUUUCCACUUGAUUAACUAAUAUUCGCUUGUGGUACGUGUCAUGGGAGUUUAUUUUUAAUAACUAAGAAAUGUGAAUAAAAGUGGUUAUGGUUUUUAUUGUAAUGUUGUGAAUAUAUCACCUGUCUGUUUAAGAGUCGAUCUGUCAAAAACGUACGAAUGUUGGGUGUGUGACCACGUGGUACUUGAUCGUGAUCUCGUGAUCACGGGUGACCAGUUUCGUGAUUGACCACGUGCGAGAGAUGUCACAAUUGCGUAUAAUGAGAUUACAGUUGUUUCUUAAUUUUGGUAUUUUUAUUGAAUUUCGUUACAAUUUGCAAAUGCAUUUUUAUAGGUUGACAAAUACACUCGUAUCAAAUUCAAUUCAGCGUUAUCACAAAAUCUGUCAAAUCGCAUGACAGUGACAGCUUGUCUAUACACAGUACUUUGAUGUGACAGCUGUUAUUUGCUGAAGUUUAAAUAAUUUGUAGUUAAAUUGGCUAGGAUAUAUUCGUGUUUUUAUUGUAAAUUCCAAAAACUCGAAAUCGUUUUACGAAAUGACUACAUAUACAUUGUAUGAAGGAGUACAAAAUCAUAUUAGUAAUUGUUUUAUAAUUUUAUAAUAUUUAAUUUAAAAUUUUCCCACCUGACCUCUCGAUAUUAAAUUGAAAACAUGCCUACAAUGGUAAAAAUUAUCCGACUAUUUCUUAUUUACCUAUCUAUCUCAUAAUCUACUGAACCGAUUUUGAUGAUAAUGAUUUUCUAUAUAGGUUUUUAAGUCUGGUACUCAUAUUUUGCAUACUUAACAAGUACCCUCAUAUAAUUAAAAACUGAAUAUUAAAAAAAACCUAUUAAGUAUUAGUCUCUAUCAAAUUAUGUUGUUGCUAUCAAAGGGACAGAAGUGCCUGUCUAACUGUGUUAAGUGUUCUCUCUAGGUCAGAUAUUAUUUUAUAUCUUCUGUAGCGGGUUUUGCGGGUAGAUGUGGCACAUAUUUUGAGUAUAAAGACUUUCUAUAUGAACAUUUACCAUUCGCUCGUAAACCAGCCUUAGACCCAAAAAGUCAGCGUAUCAAUCCGAUGCCUGAUCUAGGUGAACCUGCUUAUUAUAAAACACAUCUGAGGCCAGACCUGAAUGGUUGCAGCGUUACUGAUAUAUUCGAUUAUAUCUUCACAAAUUGAUCGCCAUUUUAAUAUAUUUAAAUCAUCAUUAUAUUAAUUUUCUAUAGGAAUUUUAAAAACACGAAUGUAAGUCGGUACAAGGCAUGUUUUUAUGUUUGUUGAGUAAUCGUUAUAAAUAUCAAUAAACAUUUUCUAAGUUCAAAGAUCUCAUUGACACCUGGCCGUGUCUACAGUUGUGUUGACGAACUGAUUGCAUAUACAUUGUUUAUGUGAUUUUUGGUAUAUAGCUAUUGAAUUAGCCAGGAGGUUGCUUCUCACCUGAUGGCAAAUAUCUUGGCAAUAUAAAAUAUAAAUUAAUAAUAUUUGAAUACUGCUUACUUUAUCCCCUUCGAUGUGGAAUGAAUUCUUCAACUGUAGACAUAGCUAUUUAAAAACGGUGGCCUAGUGAUAAAUUUCAUUCAUAAAAACUCGUUUUUUAUUAACAAUUAUUACUUAGAGACUACCCUCUACUAUUCUACCCACGUUUUUAAAUAUAGAAACAGUUUUUUUAGUUUCCGUUGUAAACGGGGCGUGAAGGCUGACAUCGGCCUAAGUGUCUCAAUUUUUGACACUAAAAAAAUCUACUUUGUUUAUUUACGCACUGAUAGACGCUGUCACGUGAGUAAUUGAUAGUGCUCUAAGAAGGUUAUCUGUGAAUGACCUGUCAGUGCGCAGGUUUAACGGGGACUACUUUUUAAAGGAUUUAGAAUUCUAAUGCAUCUUAACUAUUGACAUACCUACGGUAUUUUAUUUUGUAUAUUGUGUAAUUUUAUAAUUUUAUACUUGUGUGCCGCGUGUAACUUGAUGAGGCUACAUUUCUUCCGAGCAUGUUUUGCUAAAUUUUAGAGAAUUGAUUUUUGCAUGUUACUUAUGAGUUAUACGAUUUGAGAGCCAUCUUAAGUGAAAAAAAAACCUUAUUGUUCGAAGUUGUGCAAUUGCUGUUACGAAUGGUAAGAUGUGAGGCUGUAACUGACAGUUCGCUUGUGUCACAUUUGAACCUGAAGUUUGACAAUAGCAUCGGUGACGUUUAUUACUCAUAAAGCAGAUCUGUCAGCUGUUAAUUGCAUAUUGAGUGUGACAUGGAUUCAAAUUCAUAAUAAAUAAUGGGGUUUACGAAACAGCCACAGCAUGUAAGAUAAGUUGCUGAAUUUCUAAGCCAGCAGUCAGUGCGGACAUAGCCUUAUUGUUCUGAUUUCUAUGACGUUUAGGUUCGAUGAAUUGUUUGAAGCAAAAGUAACCUAGUGUAUGUGUUUUAUUUCAUAGGUUAUUUUUGUAUUGAAAUUCUCAGUGUUUGAAACGCACUCGUUGUGUAGUUUAUGAUCGGCAAAGGAGUUAGGCGUAGGUUAGGCGGUAAGGUAGGUUAGGAACGUCAUAGAAUCGUCCGAACGGAAUGCAGUGUUGAUAAAGGGGCUACCGACUUCCAAUUGUUUUAAUUUAUAAGUAUUAUCAUCACAAAAUUGUAAAAUAUUUAAACGGUUCGCCCCUUUGUUUAAAGUUAAGUGGGCUCAGCUGUCCCGAAUGCUUCCAGUCUGAAGAAUAUGUUUAAGUUUCAUCAAUUGUCUCAUUAAUUAGUUUAUAAUUUAUUUUUAAACGCUUUUCACGAAACCCGCGCGCGCCAUUUUGUUUUCGAAUUUGUAAAUAUAGAUUAUAUAAGUCGAAUAAAUGAAGCGAAUUUGAAUCUAUUUGGCGUCCGUAUUUUUACGCGUUUAUCAAGUACAAAUUUAGAUGUUAGUGCGUUGCUUUCUUUGAAAGUCAUGUUUAGUUUAAAUCCCCAUUCCAAGUAAUUUUGUUUUGCAUGAGAAUUCGUUAUCGGUCGCUCCCUUCCCCUUGUCCUUCAUCAAAGGUUUAGCUUUAAAGAUUGUUGUUUGCCUUAUAAGAAAAAUGUGAUCUUAUGACGAUUAUACUAGAAGGGUGUCGCUAGAGGCCCGAGCGCCAUCUUUCGAGCUGGGACUGAAGCAUGUUGAUUGAUAAUUACUUGAGUAUGUAAUUGUUUGAAGCUCCUGUUACUCGAACGGUGUGCGCUCGCGUCUCUAAAUGAAAGAAUAUGCCUUGUAUAAUGAUAACAAAAUGAAUUAUGUAAUAUAAGACUUGACAAUGGGCCGUGUUACUGUAGUCAGAGGAGUAAGUCAAUUGGAUACUAGCGCCGGAGCUACGCCCGACUUACAUUAUACCAAGCACUUCUAAAAUCCAUUAUAUUUUUGGAAGAGGAAAGCUAAGUUUUAAAGAUCUAAAAUCUUGAUUCACCGCUCAGAUGUAACUCGGUGCACUUGGGGCCUAAAUUUUAGGCUAACGGGUGUACAGUAAUUUAAACGAAACUGCUCAAAAAUCUCAGAUUUUUUUUUAUUGAAUUCCUAAGCGAGCGAAGCGCCGGCGCAUAAAUUUUUAUGAAUCGUAAAUUCUUAGUUUCACAAUAAUUAAAAUAAUAAAAGAACAUGUAAAUUUUUCUAAUCUUAGUAAGUAAAAGAUCUCAUAUGUCAUAUUUUUGUUUUGUCUUUUUUAUAUUUUGAUGAACUUCAGAAUAGUCGAGUUGAUUUAAAGACAACCUAUGUAAAAUAAAUAUAUUGAUGUAUAUA